AUGGCAGAGGCCCUAGGGACAGCAGCAGCAAUAAUCCAACUAGCCGGCGUCGGCCUAACACUAGCCAAAGUCCUGUACAAAGUCAGCGACGAGAUAACCUCUUCCGCAAAACAAGUCAAAGAGCUAGCAUCAUACGUACACUCGACCUCAAUCGUACUAGAAGAAGUCGGCAAAGUCUUCGAAGAAGAAGGCACCGCCCCCCAACCCAUUAUAUCCCCCAACGCCAUCACCACGGCCAACGAAGUAAUCGCCCGAUGCCAGACAAUCUUCGAGAAACUGCAUCAAGUCGCCGAAGAUGCACGCACGAAUACCUUCGGCGCGAUAAUUCUGGUUUUGACGAGCUCGCGUCGCCUGAGACUGCAAACGGGGCUGGAGAGGUCGAAGUCUGAUCUGCAGCUUAUGAUGCAGAUUAUCAUCUAUGCGCGAUUGAAGCUUCAAGUUUGGUAA
Molecule: messenger RNA, 447 nt
Organism: Penicillium nucicola
Lineage: Eukaryota; Fungi; Ascomycota; Eurotiomycetes; Eurotiales; Aspergillaceae
Exons: 1
Coding region: 1-447 (148 amino acids)
Biological process (GO): regulation of DNA-templated transcription
Source: RefSeq, a predicted model, not a curated record